CAGCCGGCGCGAGCCCUGCAUGGCUGCUGCCGCGGGCGGCCCGUGCUCCCCAGCACAAGGCAUGGCUGGGUACUGGCUCCUGCCCCUCUGCUGCCUCUUGGCGUCCGGCCUGCCCGCAGCGCUGGGCACGCACAGGGAAGUGUGUGACUGCAACGGGAUGGCCAGGCAGUGCAUCUUCGACUGGGACCUCCUGAGGGAGACAGGCAAUGGGUACCGCUGCCUUGGCUGCCUGGGCAACACGGAGGGUGCCCGCUGUGAGCGCUGCAAGGAGGGCUUCUUCCGCCAGCGGGAGGAGGACUGCUGCCUGCCCUGCCGCUGCCACCCGCAUGGUGCCCUCAGCCCACAGUGCAACAGUGAUGGCCAGUGCAGCUGCAAACCUGGAGUGAUGGGCAAAAAAUGUGACCAGUGCCAACUGGGCUUUGAGUCCCUCUCGGAGGCUGGGUGCCAGAGGAGUGGGCAGAACCUGCAGUGUGCGUGUGACCCAGCUGGCAGCACAGGGGACUGCCUCUCUGGCCACUGUGUCUGCAAGGCAAGCACUACUGGAGCACGGUGCGAGAGGUGCAAAAGGAACUUCUAUAACUUGGAUGCCAGAAACCCUGCAGGAUGCUCCCCCUGCUUUUGCUAUGGGCACUCAGCUGUGUGUAUCAGUGCAGACAACCAUAGUGUCUACAACAUCACCUCCACUUUCCAGCAAGGUGCAGAAGACUGGCGAGGUGUCCACAAAAGCGGUUCCCCAGCCCAGCUCCAGUGGUCCCCACGCCAUCAGGAUGCCUUCAUACCAGCAAGGAGAUUGGAACCUACAUACUUUGUGGCCCCCACAAAAUUCCUUGGGAACCAGCAGCUGAGCUAUGGGCAGACGCUGUCCUUUGAUUACCGCCUGGACCGAGGGGGACGCCAGCCAUCUCCUUAUGAUGUGGUCCUGGAAGGAGAUGGCCUGAGAAUCACGGCCCCCUUCUUGCCCCAGGGGAAGGUUCUACCCUGUGGUGUCAGCCAAACAUACACGUUCAGGUUGGAUGAGCACCCAAGCAGCAAGUGGAGCCCAAGGCUGAAUCACUUGGAAUAUCGCAGGCUGCUGGGAAACCUGACAGCUCUCUGGAUCCGAGCCACCUUUGGGGAGUACAGCACUGGCUACCUGGACAACGUCACCCUGGUGUCGGCACAGCCCAUCGCUGGGGUGCCUGCUCCCUGGGUGGAGCGCUGCGAGUGCCCAGCAGGAUACCAGGGGCAGUUCUGCGAGAGGUGUGCCCCUGGCUACCACAGAGAUGUCCCCAGCCAGGGGCCCUUCAGCACCUGCGUGCCGUGCAAUUGCCAUGGGGGAGGAAUUUGUGAUCCUGACACAGGUGAAUGCUACUCGGGAGAUGAAAACGUGGCCAAUAGUGUCAGCUGUCCCUUUGGCUUCUACAGAGACCCGCGGCAGCUGCACAGCUGCAGGGCAUGCCCCUGUGGCAAUGGCCAAGGCUGCUCGCUGGUGCCGGGUGGUGAGGAGGUCAUCUGUGACAGCUGCCCGCUUGGAGUUGCUGGGGCCAACUGUGAAUACUGUGCUGAUGGCUAUUUUGGAGACCCAACAGCUUCCCAGCCCUGCCAGCCCUGCCAGUGCAAUGGCAACGUGGAGCCCAACGCUGUGGGGAACUGCGAUCGCCAGACAGGCGAGUGCCUCAAGUGCAUCUACAACACUGCUGGUUUCUACUGUGACCGCUGCAAAGACGGCUUCUUUGGGAACCCCCUGGCCCUUGAUCCUGCCGACAAGUGCAGAGCCUGCACCUGUGACUCGGCUGGCGCCGAGCCUCUGAAGUGCAGGAGUGAUGGGAGCUGCAUCUGCAAGCCUGGCUUUGAGGGUCCCAACUGUGAAGAGAGUGAGUGCCCAGCUUGCUAUGGCCAGGUGAAAGACCAGAUGGACCUGUACCUGCAGCAGCUGGUGGAGCUGGAGCUGCUGUUCUCAGAGGUGCAAGCUGGUGGUGGGGCUGAGAGCCAGGAGCUGGAGGGGAGGAUGCAAGUGGCAGAAGAGAUGCUGCGGAACAUCCUUGCGGAAGCCCUCAGCCUGCAAGCUUCUGACAGGUCUCUGGAAAGCCGUCUGGUCAGGAUAAAGGGACAAGGGUCCACUUCCCAGAACCGCUUGGAUGAGAUCAAGGCAAUGGUGGAGAGGUUGAGAUCCCUUGGGAGUCAGUAUGAGAUGCAGGUGCAGGACACUCGGCGGCUGCUGGAGAGAGCCAGGCUGGACCUGGACCGCAGUGGAGCCGCUCUGCGUCAGGUGACCAUUCCUACUUCAAACCUUCCCGGGGGCUCGAAUCAGUUUUUGAUGUUAACCCAGGAGGCUCUGAGACUGGCCAACAGCCAUGCACAAGCCGCCAACACCAUUGAGCAAGCUGUGAAGGCAGCACGGGAGGACACGCGGCAGGCGCUGGAGCUGGCGCGCACGGCUGCUGGUGGAGAGGCGGCUGCCGCCAGCUCCCUGCAAGGGCUGCGAGGGAAGUAUGAGGACCUGAAAUCGCUGGCUGGAGGCCUGAAGAUCGAGGCUGAUGGGAUGGCCUCUGAGGCAGAUAAGGCUUAUCAGGGCAGCCUGGUGCUCCUCAGCUCCCUGUCCCGCCUGACAAGGACCAACAUUGGGUCCUUUGAGGGGGAGGCAACCCAGCUGAAGCAGGAUGCCAGUGCUCUCCUGAGCCUGGUGGACACCUACAUGGCACAGUACAGGCAGCUGCAGAGCCGCACAGGACGCUGGGAGGAAGAAAUCAAGCAGCUGCUGAGAAGGGGAGAGGGCAAGAGAGCGAUGCUGACGCAGCUGCUCUCCCGAGCCAAACUCGCCAAGAGCACAGCCUUGCAAGCUGUGAGCGCUGGCAAUGCCACCUUCUAUGAGGUGGAACAGAUCCUGAAGAGCCUCCGGGAGUUCAACCUGCAAGCAGCUGAUAAGAGAAGGGAAGCUGAAGAUGCCAUGAGGAGGCUACCAAUUAUCAGCAGCAUGGUCACAAGUGCCAGGGAGAAGACAGACCGAGCUGAAACAAUCCUGGGCAGUGCUGCUUCUGAAUCCAAGGCAGCCAGAAGUGCAGCAGGGGAAGCAAAGGAGAUCACUAUGGGGAUCCAGCAGGAGAUUACACGGCUGAAGGUGGAAGCCAACAAGACAGCUGAUGGUGUCCUUGCCCUGGAGAAGGCAGUGGCCACUCUGCGGCGUGAGGCCAAGGAAGUGGAUGGUGAAUUUGAGAGGAAGCACUUGGAAGUUGAGGCAGAUGCUGCUGUGAUACAGGAGACAGCUCAGGAAGCUCAGAGGGUCCAUGCCAAAGCUGGCCAGGCAGGGGUGGUCGUGCAGGAGACACUGAGUGCCCUGGAAGAGCUGCUGCAUCUGAUGAACCAGCCUGGUGCUGUGGAUGAGGAGGGCCUGAAGCAGCUUGAGAUGAAUUUUAGCAAAGCCAAAACCAGAAGCAGCCAGCUGAAGGAUGAGAUGUUGGAGCUGGAGCAGACAGCCACACUGCAGAAGGCCCGGGUGCGGACACUGGAAAGCAACAUUGAUGAGAUCCUGGCGGAUAUUAAGAACCUAGAGGAUAUCCAGAGAAAUCUUCCUCCAGGCUGCUACAACACAAAAGCCAUUGAAUUGCCAUGAGUGAGCUCUGGAAAGGCUGCAGCGUCUGCCAGGCUGAAGGCAGGAGAGCCUGGCCCAGCUGCCUUCCCCAAGCCUGGAAGGACAGACUGUGUUUGACUGUGUUGAACUGAUCCUUACCCUCAAGUUCAGCAUGGCAGCUGAAGUUCACAUUGACACCUGGCCCUGGAGAGUCCCUGAUUUUUCAAAGUGGUCCGUCCCUCAGUCAUGGGAGGAAGGAGAUGUCUGGAUGUGUGAAGGUGCUGCUGUCUGAAGAGCAGCCCAUUCCUAUAUUUCUUUGAGUUGCAGGUGGAGGUUUCUUGGUGUCAACCUUGGGAAUUUGCACAGUUCGGAGCCUGAAGUUCAUGGCUGAAAUGUUCUCCAUCCCCCUGUGGAGAACACUUCUGGUCUGACACACACAGAAGGAGUGCAGUCUCUGUCCUUACUUUUGACACUACCACCACCACCUCUUCAUGUUCUUCAUGUUGUCUUUGCUUCAGUAGCUGAGGAGGCAGGGAGUGAGCAGUGUGGAGGCAGUGGGGGGGGAGAUGAGUUUUGAGUUGUGGCACUGGUGAUGCUUCAUGUGGCUUUCUCCUCCCAGCCUGCCCAGUCCUCACCUGGUUGGGAGUGGUGCUGGUGUGGCUUAGAGGUCAGAUACCACUGAUGACACUUUUGAUAAAGCUGCAGGUUUACCAUGGUGCUUUUCAGUGAGGUGGUUACUGUUAAACUAAGGUAGAAGCUGGAGCUGCCUUUAAGCUCACAGUGAUGUGCUGUAUGGAGAAAGGAGGAUCCCAGACUAGUGGCUUAGCAGAGAGAACUGCUGAGGGCUCUGAAGUGGAAAGUCUUUCCUGCUCUGCCUUGCUUCCUUCAGCCAGGAGGAGGGGGUUACCCUUCUUUCUUCCGCACUUCAAAUCCCAAAGCCCCCGAGGGGUGGCUUUUUUGUCAAAGCUUCUCCUGGGCAAGCACUGGUCUCUUUACCAUCCCCUUCAUGUUCAAGCACAACUUUUCCUUCCAAGACCAGUCAAUUUGGUGCCAAGCAGCUUCCUGGUUGUCCCAGAGCCCAGGAGAAGGCUGUGUCUCCUCUGCACAAGUACCCAGAACCCUUCAUCAGUUGUCACAGGAAUGAGGGCAGGCACCUGCAGCCACAAGUUCUCAUGUCUGAGAACCUGGUCCCAUCCUGCUGGGGUGUCAGCACACUGACUUGGUCUGUUUAAAAAUACUGGAAAUGUCCCUGGUUUGGUGCUGCUCAUUUCCCCUCCCUCCCACCUCCCAUGUGGUGCUGGAUGUUUUUUAGGGACUCAACUGGUUGUCCACAGGGGUUUCCCACUGUACAUCUGAGCAGAGCUUGGAGGAGCUGAAGACCACAGUACUUCACCCACCUGUGGCUUUUCUGUGGUUACAGCUCUGCUCUGACACUGCUCCCAGCUUCCUAUAGAUGCUAUUUCCAGAGCCUAGCAGAUGGAAUUCAACUUUGCUGAAGCACUCUGACCUUCAUAGUGGUGAAAAAGGAGGUCCUGGAUGGAAAAGGACACUUUUGGUGACUUACCCCUUGUUAGGUCUGAUUCUGCGAUAAAGCAAUGCCCAUGCUCUUGCUUCAUAACUAUAUACCAAGCACUAUGUUUGCUCUGAACUUUUAUUUAAGUGAAAUGUAUUCUUGCCUCUGGCAUGGCUUUCUUCACCCAUUGUACAGCAUAGGGACAGGUAUCAUGGACUUGACUUUAUUUUUUCACAAGCUGAGUUUUUUGUAAGGGAGAAGGUAAAUAAAGAAUAAAUACUUUUGGCUGGA
Molecule: messenger RNA, 5351 nt
Organism: Melopsittacus undulatus (budgerigar)
Lineage: Eukaryota; Metazoa; Chordata; Aves; Psittaciformes; Psittaculidae
Gene: LAMC2
Product: laminin subunit gamma 2
Exons: 23
Coding region: 20-3589 (1189 amino acids)
Biological process (GO): animal organ morphogenesis; morphogenesis of a polarized epithelium; tissue development
Cellular component (GO): laminin-332 trimer; basement membrane
Molecular function (GO): integrin binding
Source: RefSeq, a predicted model, not a curated record